AUGGGCCGCAGCUUGAGCUCAAUGCCUUGAAGGAAGAAACCAUUAAUGAUGAGCUGCGACGCAGAUCCGAUAAUGCGAUGCAGAAUGCUGUUAUUCAGCCCUGCGGUGAAUCCGGCACGGCUGGCAUGGGAAAUAGUAUCAAGAAGGAAGAACCUUUUAUGGGUUCUGAUAAAGAGACCAUCUUGGUUGCUGAUUGUAAAAUAAAGAAGGAAGAACCUGUUGUAGGCUUAAAGAAAGGGGAAGCUAUGGAUUUUGAUCAAGACGAAGGCCCCAAGGAAAGGAAGGAAACAUCAGAGGAAAGCUGCGAUAAUUUCUCCAUGAUAACGACCGCCCAUUAUUCUCCUCAUCUCAAUGCUCGACCAAUCAGGGCUAUUCCACCGAAGUCUCUAACAAUGCCUGUCUCCAAUAAGAAAUUUCAAGUGGUAUUAAGUCCCGACCCAUCCGAAAUGGCAGAAUUUCUUGAAGAACCCGACUGGUUUCUUGUUGGGAAGUCUUAUGUGAUGGGAUUAGCGACAGCCCGUGGGCGGGGAAAGCUGGACUCCAGUGAGAUUGUUUACUUCAACUUCCCGAAGAUCGCUGACGGUAAGUUGUAUGGGAGAAGGGGGGUUAGUUCGAAGGCAGCAGCUGCAAACUCUGAGAUUGUCCGCUUCUCAACAAAGCGGUCUGGUGAGGUAUGAUAGCUUGAUCAUUCGUCCUUCUCUCUGUUCAGCCAUAGAAUGAUGCUUCUUUACGCUGAACUUAGCUUAAUGACAGAGAUUGCGUUAUAUGUGAGCUUUUACAUUCACAAUUCCGUUUUUACUGAGGGUGCUAAAUCCUCUUGGAAGCUGGAAGCUAACACCUUUUACCCUGCACUGCAUCCUCUCCACAACCUAUUCUGUCUACUGAAGAUGAAGCCAUUCAAGGAGGCUGAUUUUACUCCAGAGGAGCUUGAUAGCCGCAAGAGGUCCUUAGACCUGAAUAAUCAAGAAUCUGGGCAAAUUGAAGGGCUUGCAAAGCGAAGGAAGGGGGGCACAAGUUAUAUAGAACAAGGUGACGAUGAGCAAGCAAUUUCUGAGGCUUCUCUCAACAAGCUUGUUGGAACAGCGGAGGUGUAUAAUCUGCAGGAAGCUCAACCUCCAAGCACCCUUCUUUCUAAUUUGUGGUCAUACCAAAAGCAAGCCCUUUAUUGGAUGUCUGAAUUAGAGAAAGGAAUUGAUGUUGAACAAGCAGCAAAAACUCUUCAUCCUUGUUGGUCAGCCUAUAAUAUUUGUGAUAAGAGGGCUCCAGCAGUCUAUGUAAAUGUAUUUACUGGAGAAGCUACCACUCGAUUUCCAAGUGCUACUCAGAUGGCUCGAGGAGGAAUUCUAGCUGACGCAAUGGGACUUGGAAAGACUGUCAUGACGAUUGCCUUAAUCCUUGCAAAUCCAUGUAGAGCGGCACCGGAUGAAGAUGCUGCAUAUGUGGAAGCAUGGGAUGAAUCAGAGAGAAGUUUGAAUAGACAUUCACCAAGAGUUAAAGGAGGCACACUUAUUGUUUGCCCAAUGGCAUUGCUGGGUCAGUGGAAGGAUGAAUUAGAAGCACAUUCAAAGCCAGGUUCUAUUUCUGUUUUUGUGCACUAUGGUGGGGAAAAGUCUAAUGAUUUAAGAGAGAUUUCCAAGCAUCAUGUUGUCCUAACAACAUAUGGUGUUUUAGCAUCUGCUCAUAAAACUGGGUCUGAGAAGAGCAUCUUUCACAACAUAAGAUGGUAUCGAGUUGUUCUAGAUGAAGCACACACUAUUAAGUGUUCAAAAACCAGUGUGGCUCAAUCAGCCUUCGCAUUAACCUCACACUGCAGGUGGUGCCUUACAGGCACUCCACUUCAGAAUAGUUUGGAUGAUCUCUACAGCCUACUUUGUUUUUUGCACGUACAACCAUGGUGCAAUUGGUCUUGGUGGCAUAAGUUGAUUCAAAAACCUUAUGAGAAUGGUGAUGAAAGAGGACUGAGAUUGGUUAAGGCUAUCCUGAGGCCAUUGAUGCUAAGAAGAACGAAAGAGACGAAAGACAAAGAAGGAAAGCCUAUUCUCGUGCUCCCACCAGCGCAUGUUCAAGUUGUGGAAUGCGAGCAGUCCAAAGAAGAGCGCGAUUUCUACAAUGCUCUCUUUUGGAAGUCAAAGAUCAAAUUUGAUCAGUUUGUUGCCGAAGGCAGAGUUCUUCACAACUACGCUUCCAUCUUGGAGCUUCUCCUUAGAUUAAGACAGUGCUGCAACCACCCUUACCUUGUCAUGAGUCGUGGACACAAUCAACAGUGUGCUGACCUCAACAGUCUCGCACAGCGCUUCCUGGAAGGCAGCCAUGGAGGAUCAACGCAGCGUCCAGCUCCAAGCUAUGUUGAAGAAGUAGUAGAAGGAAUCAAACGGGGAGAAGUCAGCGAAUGUCCAAUUUGCCUUGAAUCUGCAUCUGAUGAUCCGGUUUUCACCCCAUGCGCUCACCGGAUGUGCCGCGAAUGCCUCCUCGCAAGCUGGAGAACUCCCACCACCGGGCCAUGUCCGAUCUGCCGAAGGGUUCUCACAAAUGCUGAGCUCAUAACCUGCCCCACUGAGAGCCCUUUUGAUAUUGAUAUACGCAAGAGUUGGAAGGAAUCAUCCAAGGUGAGGGAGCUGAUGAAUUGCCUGGAGAAGAUGAGGUGCUCGGGAAUGGGGGAGAAGAGCAUUGUGUUCAGUCAGUGGACUUCAUUCCUCGACCUCCUGGAGAUCUGCUUCAAUAGGAAUGGAAUUCAGUUCUUGAGGUUUGAUGGAAAGUUGUCGCAGAAGAAGAGGGAGACGGUGUUGAAGGAGUUUGGUGAGAGCAAUGAGAAGCAGGUUCUGUUGAUGUCGCUUAAAGCAGGAGGCGUGGGAUUGAACUUGACUGCAGCUUCUAAUGUCUUUCUCAUGGAUCCCUGGUGGAACCCGGCGGUGGAAGAACAAGCCAUUAUGAGAAUCCAUCGCAUCGGACAAAGGAGGCAGGUAAAAGUAAGAAGAUUUAUAGUCAAGGAUACUGUGGAAGAUAGAAUGCAGCAGGUUCAAGCCAGGAAGCAGAGGAUGAUUGCUGGAGCCCUCACUGAUGAGGAAGUGAGGAGUGCUCGGAUUGAAGAGCUGAAGAUGCUCUUUAAAUGAGUUUAAGUUCCAUUCUCACUCUUGAGGAAGUUUUGAUUUCACUGCAGUCGUGGAAAUGGCAGGUGAAGUUUUUUGUUUUCAGAUUUUUGAUGAAGUCGGCAAGAUUGCCGCUUUUUGUAAAUUUAUAUUUGUGUAGUGUUUUGUCAAGUAGUUAAAAGCUUGAAAAUUGGUUUGUGGUGAUGUGAAUGGGGAGUUUGAUGUUAGAUGUGGUAUGUAGGUGGAACCAAAAUU
Phalaenopsis equestris is the source of this 3341-nucleotide messenger RNA. RefSeq names its product putative SWI/SNF-related matrix-associated actin-dependent regulator of chromatin subfamily A member 3-like 3. Lineage: Eukaryota; Viridiplantae; Streptophyta; Magnoliopsida; Asparagales; Orchidaceae. The record is from RefSeq and is a predicted model, not a curated record. Gene Ontology annotation, molecular function: ATP-dependent chromatin remodeler activity; ATP binding.